Messenger RNA from Glycine soja, 384 nucleotides. RefSeq lists its product as uncharacterized. Lineage: Eukaryota; Viridiplantae; Streptophyta; Magnoliopsida; Fabales; Fabaceae. The record is from RefSeq and is a predicted model, not a curated record. The transcript is spliced from 3 exons. The coding region runs from base 1 to 384 and encodes 127 amino acids.
AUGGAUGACAUGUUCAUAGCAUCUCAAAAUUUGUUGGCAAUUCAGAAGAUGAAGUCACAACCUAGAAGUGAAUUUGAGAUGAAGGACAUAAGAGCUAUUGAAAAGAUUUUGGGCAUUGAGAUUAAGAGGGAUCAAGUCCAAAAGAAGCUCUUUCUGUGUCAGAAGUUAACAUCAAAGAAGGAAUACAUGUCUCAUGUUCCUUAUGCAAGUGUUGUAGGUAGUCUCAUGUGCCUUAAGGGUACAACUGAUAUUGGACUUGUCUACCAUAGAGACAUGUCAUGUGCUCUCGUUGGUUACUCAAAUUCUGACUAUACUACAUAUUUGGAUGUAAGGAGAUCUGUGAUUGCAUACACAUUCACAAUUGGAAAUUCUCUUGUUAGUUAG